Molecule: messenger RNA, 4731 nt
Organism: Oncorhynchus kisutch (coho salmon)
Lineage: Eukaryota; Metazoa; Chordata; Actinopteri; Salmoniformes; Salmonidae
Product: neutral amino acid transporter A
Exons: 8
Coding region: 160-1758 (532 amino acids)
Biological process (GO): L-serine transport; L-glutamate transmembrane transport
Cellular component (GO): plasma membrane
Molecular function (GO): L-serine transmembrane transporter activity; symporter activity; L-threonine transmembrane transporter activity
Source: RefSeq, a predicted model, not a curated record
GAGAAACACGUUGCGUUUGACAGGACUAAUUACGCUUGCAUCAGUCUACUCACAAAUGCUACUCGUCUGAGAGUGUGUUCUCCCACGCUGCUCCAGGAACAUUCAAUUUUCUCACGAAUUUACUGUUAUUCAGUGUUCUGCCCCACAAUUUCCAUCAAAAUGGAGAAGAAAAACGGACACACAAUGACCGAUUCGGUCUCCACCGACGACAUCUUGGAGAAGAAUGGAAAGAAGAAGAAAAGCUGUAAAGACAAGUUGAUGAGAUUUUUGAAUAGGAAUAUGUUAGUGAUAAUGACGGUGUCUGGAGUUCUAGUAGGCGUCGGCCUCGGAAUGAUGGUUCGGAAUAUGAACCUAACCCGGGCGCAGAUGACUUAUUUUGCUUUCCCCGGUGAGAUGCUUCUGAGGAUGCUGAAGAUGAUUAUCCUUCCUCUGGUCGUGUGCAGCCUGAUCUCCGGCGCCGCCAGCCUGGACACGCGCUCCCUGGGAAAACUAGGAGGCAUCGCGGUCUCCUACUUCCUGGUGACCACACUCAUCGCAUCGGGAAUUGGUGUGUCCCUCGCCUUCAUUAUCAAACCGGGAGUCGGUGCCGGGGCUCUGAACACAAAUAAUCUAGGUCUCGAGAGCGUCAAUACCAACAAGGAGACCACGGAUUCGUUUUUAGAUCUUGCAAGGAAUUUGUUCCCAGCUAACCUUGUGGCUGCAGCAUUCCGUUCUUAUGCCACUGAUUACAAGAUGGUCGCCGUGGGAAACGACACCAAUGGAACCAUCCUCUACCAGAAGGUUCCUGUGGGCACAGAACCAGAUGGUAUGAACAUCUUGGGCCUGGUUCUUUUUGCCAUGGUGUUCGGUGUGGCACUGAGGAAGCUGGGAGAGGAAGGGGAGGAGCUCAUACGCUUCUUCAACGCUUUCAAUGAAGCCACCAUGGUGCUGGUGUCCUGGAUCAUGUGGUACGUCCCGUUCGGCAUCAUGUUCCUGGUGGGUAGUAAGAUAGUGGAGAUGGAGGAUGUGGUUCUGUUGGUGACCAGUCUGGGGAAAUACAUAUUUGCCUCCGUCCUGGGUCAUAUCAUCCACGGGGGGGUCAUCCUGCCUCUCAUCUACUUUGGGUUCACACGCAAGAACCCCUUCAGCUUCCUGUCCGGCCUCAUCACGCCCUUCACCACCGCCUUCGCCACCUGCUCCAGCUCGGCGACCCUGCCCUCCAUGAUGAAGUGUGUAGAGGAGAACAACGGAGUGGACAAGCGGAUCAGUCGUUUCAUCCUUCCCAUCGGAGCCACCGUCAACAUGGACGGGGCGGCCAUCUUCCAGUGUGUCGCGGCUGUCUUCAUCGCUCAGCUCAACAACAUAGAGCUCAACGCCGGUCAGAUCUUCACCAUCCUUGUGACAGCUACAGCAUCCAGUGUGGGCGCAGCGGGCAUCCCAGCCGGGGGCAUCAUCACCAUCGCCAUCAUCCUGGAGGCUAUCGGCCUGCCCACCAAUGACCUGUCACUCAUGCUGGCCGUCGACUGGAUCGUGGACCGCACCACCACCGUAGUGAACGUGGAGGGAGACGCCCUGGGGGCAGGGAUCCUCCACCACAUCAACCAACAGGAGAUGAAGAAACAACACCUGGGGGAGGAGCUAGCGGAGGUCCUGGUGGAAGCGGUGGCCAACACCCAGGCUGACGAGGAGACCUCCCCGCUCGUCACGCACCAAACCCUGGGUUCAGCAGGCGACCAAUCCCCCAGGGAGAGCGCGGAAGCCAUUGAGUCUGUCCUGUGAACUCGUAAAACAACUGUGAAUUCUGUUGCUAUGGUUACAAUCAGUGGUGGCUGGUGGCACUUCAAUUCGGAGGACGGGCUCAUAGCGAGGGCUGGAACGAAAUGUAUUGAAUGGUAUCAAAACACAUCAAAUAUAUGCUUUUCUUUUGUGUUUGAUGUAAUUACAUUCACUCCAUUCCAGACAUUAUUAUUAGCCGUCCUCCCCUCACCAGCCCCCUCUGGUGUCUAAGGUUACGAUGCUGCUGCUGCUACUCGUGACACGACCGAGUCAACCGAAUCGUCUCUGAAUCAACUCUGAUCACCUUUACCGUACCUCUUAAAACAGUUUCAUGAGUCAUUUCACUUCUAGGAAAAAAGUGUCCGAGAUAACGUUAGUUUUAUAUUGUGGUACUUCCUAUUUGGAGUAUUCUAAAAGUGUAUUUAAAAGCCACAGGAAGGUUAGCCUCACCCUUUAGAAUGAAUCCAGGCUGCUUUCUGGUUUUGGGUGAGAGUGGUCUGAAUCUAAAAAGGGAAUCUCUCCUAACCGUGACAUGGCUGUGACCUCACAAGGCAGAUGGGAAGGAGAAUCAUUUACUAACUGACCUGGAGUUUUUUGUUUGUUUUCUGUCGAUAGUCAACACAGAACGUGAAACAUUAACCCCUCGAAUGACAAAAGUCUCUCAAAUAUUUGGGGUAAAUAUUGAGGAAGAGCCACAGUUGACUUUCUGUUUAUGUACUGGGAACCUACUGACCCAAUGGCCUACUAUGGUGCCUGUAUCUAAUAUUGGAUUUAGGACCAUAAGGAUCUGUGUUGAUAUAGUGCAGGUUCAAUUAGAGCAAAUCCUAACUUCUACUUAAAUUUGAUUUUCACUUUGUCUCAGAUUGACAUCAGUGCAGGACUACGUGGACAUCUGCCUUAAACUAGAAAUAUGGUGGUGAGCACACUCCAUUUACUAAACUGUUAAAGUGCAGAACGAGGCCAACUAUCCUUCUAUUGUUGUGAGAAUAGAUGUUGCCUCCAUCAGUGAUGUCCCAGACCCUUGCUACUAUGGUCAUUUACUGAAGAAACCAAACCAUACGUUCUUUGGAACUUUUUCUUUUUGAAUUGAGAGGAAGCACGGUCAGACGGGCUGUGUUACAAAUGGUAGCCUGUUCCCUACAUAGUGCACUUCUUUUAACCUGAGCCCAGCACCCGGUUCCCUAUAUAGUGCACUACAUUUUGCCCCAUAGGGCUCUGGUUAAAAGCAUUACAUUAUGUAAGGAAUAGAUGGCCAUUUGGGACGACACAUGGCAUUGAUAAAGGCAUGCUCUCAUUAUUGACUAGUAUUUAUCGAAAUCCUUGGACUUGUAGGAAACUGCCAAAGUUGUUAGAGCAGCCUUUUCCUGUUGCUAGAUACAUCUUAUACAGUCUAUGGGAUACGUGUAUGUUUUCCAAAUGACUAAAAUGUUCAAAUUGACAAAAUAAUUAUCAUAUUACUGCAGUGGUUCUGCUGCCACCUAGUGGUGGCGUUGUGUAGCUGUUCUGCUACCACCUAUUGGUGGCGUGCCGUAGUGGUUCUGCUGCCACCUAGUGGUGGUGUGGCGUAGUGGUUCUGCUUCCACCUAGUGGUGGUGUGGCGUAGUGGUUCUGCUGCCACCUAGUGGUGGUGUGGCAUAGUGGUUCUGCUGCCACCUAGUGGUGGCGUGGCUCAAUGUUUUGAGUUCUGACAUGAGAAUGGAGCAGGCAUUUGAUAGUACAACGUUUUAAUUUAAUUUGAUCCUAUAUGGGCCAAUGUGGCCUCGUUUAUCUAUCUGGUCAAAUGUAUUUCUUUUUUUCUUUGUAAUGAAUCACUAUUGCUGUUUGCUGGAAAUGAUUUACUCUGAUUUAUUGGGGGGAAAUUAUGUUGUACUAACUCACUAAUGUAUCAACUGUUCCACAAUUCCACUUCUACUCAGACUAAUUGUUUGUUGAAGCAGUUUUUAGAUGUUGGAAAUGGAAGGUUGUCCCUCUAGAAAGGACAAUUAUAUGUUAUUAACUGUUUUAUACAAAAUUGUAUGCACCCUGAUUUGUCAGGAUCUUUGGGAAUAUAUUGUCUCUAAACUAUAAACAUGUCCUUAAAAAUGUGAAAAGGUUGCCAAUCUGUCAUUGGACUACUGAGGCUCUACAUAGUUUGACAGUGAAUUAUGUAUUUUUUGGAAACCAGAAACUGGUUGUGAGAAGGAGCAGGGUAGCCUAGUGGUUAGAGUGUUGGACUAGUAACCGAAAGGUUGCAAGUUCGAAUCCCCGAGCUGACAAGGUACAAAUCUGUCGUUCUGCCCCUGAACAGGCAGUUAACCCACUGUUCCUAGGCUGUCAUUGAAAAUAAGAAUUUGUUCUUAACUGACUUGCCUGGUAAAAUUAAAAAAAUAAAGUUUGAAUAUUCUUUCUCUAAUUAACAUGAUCAUCUUUCAAUCGAACAACCCUUUACUUUUAUAAUGACUUUUAAAUCUUUUACCCUGAAGCUGACUGAAUUGAAAGUGUUCGUGAGAAUAUGUUGAAAUAAUCUGGAACAAUCGCAGAUAUGUACUUGAAUAAACUAUAAAGGAUUUUUUUAUUUAUUCUAAUUGUGUUAACAUUUUGCAUAAUUUGUAUUUUUGAAAUACGAUUUAGGUAUUUUCUCUCAAUUUCUAGUUGCCAAAUCUGUUCCUAACGACUUUCUCUGCUGUGGAACUACUUUUUCUUACAGCCUAAAAUAUGUAGCCUGGUCCAGCUCUGGUUGUGCUCUUGCCAACUCCAUUGCUGUAAUUGUCAAGACAAUCGGUUGGCAUGACAAUGAGUGGCAUGACAUGGUAGCACAAACAGAUCUGGCACACAGGCUAUAAAGUAUGUCCUCCAUUUUGGUUUGUGGUAUUUUGACCAACAGGAAUAACUACUUUGUUUCAUGUGCAAUGAUGAUGUCUAUCUUUGUAACACAGCUGUCUCUUUUACUUGUCUCUGUCUUUUAACGUUAAAUAUAAAUGUGUUUCACGCAACAGA